Molecule: messenger RNA, 618 nt
Organism: Hibiscus syriacus
Lineage: Eukaryota; Viridiplantae; Streptophyta; Magnoliopsida; Malvales; Malvaceae
Exons: 3
Coding region: 92-433 (113 amino acids)
Source: RefSeq, a predicted model, not a curated record
UAAAAUUAACCUAACCUGCCACUUGUGGGAAGGAAAACGAAAAGGGGAAACAUUUGACUUGUCCAAAGAGUACUGCAGGGAGGGGGAAGCCAUGACCGGAAAAAAGCAAGUGGAAGAGAAGGUUGCCGGAAAGAAAAACUUGAAGCUGAAUCAAAGGAAGAUUGAGAAGAAGUGGAAGGAGAAGGUGAAAUUUUUUGGAGGAUUGGCAGCUGAGACGACGGCUGUGCAAGCAGAGCUGAUACGUGAAAUGGACGAAAAUCUGCCGCAACUCGGAUCCGACACGAACUCACAGAAUCUUCAAGCUCUGCAACUCACUGCUCACCAGCUCCGAAAGGUCAACAUGCUGGCCACACUGUUGAACGACGAGGUCAAAGAUUACGUCGAUGAUUUUCUCGACGAGAUUCAGAAGGCUGGUAAAGAUGAUUCCCAUUGAUCUGGGAUCGAAGAAGUGGAAUGGAAUAUUUCAACUGGUUCUUAAAAUGGGGGGGGGGGGCAUGUUCUAGUAUUCCCAGUUGUUUCUACUACUUAAAUCUGUCGGUGUGUGUGUCUCUGCUUUUCUAUAUGAAGCUUAAUUUAAUUUGUCAGGAUUGAAUAUGCAUAAACAACUUGUUUUCAUCG